AUAAUAUGAAAAUUGAUCCGAAUGAUCCAUUUAUCACCAAAAUUCGUUCAAACCCAAGAAUUCUCUCAACUAUUCAAGAAUUGGUUCAACUUUUGCAAAGCAAAGGUGUCGAUCUUAAUAGUGGUCAGACGCCAUCGAUGAUACAAAUGGCCAAGCUUGCGAGUGAUAAAGAAGUGUCAGCAAAAUUGGUCAUCAUUGACUCGCAACUUCGUGAAGCUGGUAUCACGCUUGACGGAGAAACUGCACGGCG
This is a messenger RNA of Racocetra fulgida, 250 nucleotides long. The record is from the annotation of a GenBank genome assembly. Lineage: Eukaryota; Fungi; Glomeromycota; Glomeromycetes; Diversisporales; Gigasporaceae.